UCAUCCACCCGGCUUCUGCAGUUUUGGGUGUGCAAGUGCCCCUCAAAUCCUCUGUACCCAAAAAAUGCGUGUUCCUGUGUAUUUUCGGCCAUCGAAGCAAGUGAGAAUCUUGAGAUGUGAGGAUUUUAUGCGUUUCAAAGGCAAAAAAGGCAAUGCAACACCGUUACAGGCAUUGUCAGUUGUAGAAGAUUUGAACUCUUGGACCUAACUAAUCUGUAAGAACUGGGGGUGUCUAUCUUUUGAAGUGGACCAAACUAGUCCAUAGAAAGUGGGGUUCACAUCUCCGCUUGCGGACAUCGGUCUAUGUUUCAGUUGCAUUGUGCAAGCAACAGACAGAUACACGGUUAAUGAUGGUGUGAAAGUGGAGCCGUUAAAUUAUUUACAUUCAUUUUUUACUUGGAAAAGGUUUAGCUAGGGUUCAAUUCAGACGUGAUUUGGGUGAUAUUUAUCGGUGGACCUUGAAGUGUAGAUUCAUUUCGAGGAAACUUAGAAUCUGACGCGUGUAUGUUUGCACCACCUACUCUCAGCUGUCACAUUGAAGAAAGGAGCCUGUUUUUUACUCAUGAGAUUCAAUUAUUGUUGAAAGGGAAGUAGCCUGUUUGAUCACUUGCAGCUAGAAGGUGAUGGCACUUGAAAGUGCCUGCUUUAAUGCUCGUUCAACAACCAGACCGAAGAGAGAGUUAUUAUUUAUGACUGAAGACACUCAUUGCCAGAAUGGAGUAAUAUCUCUCCACAAAUUAUUGGAGAGAGAGAGAGAGAGAGAGAGAGAGAGAGAGGGUUGUAAUGAUUGUCAGUCAUAUUAUUAGAUUUUGAGGAGGUAAAAUCAACUACCUAUGACUGAAAGGUCAUUAAUUUUUUUCAGGACAGUUACUCAGUUUUUUCUUGUUUUUUUUUGUUUUCGGUCAGCCAGUUUUUUCUUGUUGACAGGUGAUAAGAGGGAGUAGUGACAGUUUGUGCAAAUUUAACAGUACAAUUUGCUAUAACUGGUUUGAUUCUGGAGUGUUUUAGUGCUUGGGGAAAUGGUGGUGGUGGUUUGGGCAAUGGGUGGCAGGACCACAAACCACCGGAGUGUAUAUGCUGAGCUUGUUCUGUCCCGGCCAAAAAGGAAACCAGAAGGAAACCCACGUGGGCUUUGACAGAUUGAGUUACACUGAUGUGUUUGAUAGGAAGGGAGCUUAAAUUGCUGAGAUACUAAUGAGUUUAAUCUCCUAAGUGACAAUACUAAUUUUUAGACACCAACGGGCCUUUUUAUCUGCCUCUGUUGUUAGUGGUUUGCACAGGUCUCUUCAAGGUUUAGGGAACACUGAAGCUUGUUGAUAUCUUCCUCACCGAGCUCUCUGAAACAGCGAUCUCAGGUUUUAAUUUUGUUAAGGUAUGUGCUGAAUAGAGAAGUUUGGUAGCACAAUCUGUAGAGGGUAUCUGAAUUUUCAUUUAUGAGAUUCCUCUAGCAAUGGACUGGACCUCAAAAACUCCCUCAGAGUGGGACUGGGAGAAUCUUUGUAUGUCUAAUGGAAAGACAAUUGAAAUUCCAAAACAUGUACAACUUUCAAGCCAUGAGAUUGAGGGAGAGGGAGAUGGAAAUGAAUUUCUUUAUUCGUCGGCGGAUUCUUCAUUGAAGGAAGGAGUGGAGACUUUCAGCACUGUUGAUGGGUUGCCCAUAGAUUGUUGUCAGAAGGUAGUAUUUUCUGAGAAUUUUCCGGCAUUGGGGGAUUCUAUAAGCAGUGGUGGUCCAAUGAUUGGUUUGAAGCUUGGUAAGCGGACGUAUUUUGAGGACAUGUGUGCUUCCGCUAGCUCAUCGAAGACCGCUGCACCUAUUUCCAUAAUUCCUACAUCAAGUGCUGCUACAGCAAGGAGAUCUAGGGUGCCUAACCAUGGUGCACAGGCCCCGCAUUGCCAAGUUGAGGGAUGCCACCUUGACCUCAAGUCAGCUAAAGAGUACCACCGUCGACAUAGAAUUUGCGAAAGCCAUUCCAAAAGUCCAAGGGUCGUUGUAGCCGGGGUGGAGCGCAGGUUUUGCCAGCAGUGCAGCAGGUUCCAUAACCUGUCGGAGUUUGAUGACAAGAAGCGGAGCUGUCGAAGGCGGCUCUCUGAUCACAAUGCACGACGCCGCAGGCCACGUCAGGAGGCGAUCCAGUUCAACUCCAUGAGAGCUUCAUCAUUAAACGAUUUAGCGCCGUCUGCCGGUCGUUCUAACUUGGACGUAGCAACAGAUCUUCGUCAUGCUCACUCUCUUCUGUCAACCAAUUCCUGGGGUUCGAAUGAGCCUGAACCCACUUCACUGGGGCAGUUCAUUCAGGUAAACCAAAGAAGUGGAUCCCAGCCAAUGAUACAUGCAGAGCCACAAAAUGCGGCACUUGCUUCAUCGCAGCACAUGAGACCGGAGGAACCAACUGCCAUGUCCCGUCUGCAUUCAUUGGAUUUGCAUAGUAACGGGAAUAACCAGUUCCAAGAGUUUCAGUUCUUCAAAACACCUUACGAGUCUGGCUGCUUCUAUUCUAAUCAGAUCAACUGAUAUUUGGGGCAAAUCCAGCCAUUCCAGUGUCUAAAGCUGCUUGUUAUGAGAUGUCAAACUCGAGAUCACUUGUCCAUCCAUGGAGACGCCUCUGGGCUAUAUCCAAGAAAUUUGGCGAUUUAGAGAGUCUAUUUGGCACACGUCUUAACUCCCCCAGCAUGUGCGGUUCGGUCGGUGCGGGGGUUGUGCGGUUCGGUCGGUGCGGGGGUUAUAGUGAGAUGAGAAGCUCUAGUGACAAGACAUAGACUUGAAGACCUGGCCCGUUAGACUGCCAUGUCCUUGCUAUAAGAAUUUUGAAGGCAUCCAACCCUGAACCGAUUAUCCAUAGGUGGAGAGGCCCUAGACUACACGGAACUAGCUUGGGUGGCCACAGGCACUGCAACCAUCACCUCCACCACAGUGAGUCCCUCCACCACCAAGAGUGGCGCAAUGAAGGUGGUUCCUCACUUUGUUCAUAGCAUGUGCUUGAACGUCCAAUCCUUUGAGGCACAGUGAGCGUGUCACCCCCACCACCUCCACUGCGAGCGGCCCAACUCUUCCUCAGCGGCCUGGGAGACCUGUAGAAUCAGAAGAUUUCGAAUGUACAGAAAUCGGACAAAUGUGUAUAGAACUUAUCUUUUUUCACAUUUCUAACUAAAGACAGUUUGAUACGUUUAGAGGUAGAGUCGAUAUGUAUCUCUGAUCACUACACGAUAGUUAGAAGAUGCGAAAUUCUAUACCAUCAACAUAUGCAAUACAUUAUGAAAUUUU
This is a messenger RNA of Rhododendron vialii, 3262 nucleotides long. Its product is annotated as squamosa promoter-binding-like protein 3. Gene Ontology annotation, cellular component: nucleus. The record is from RefSeq and is a predicted model, not a curated record. The coding region runs from base 1451 to 2512 and encodes 353 amino acids. The transcript is spliced from 5 exons. Gene Ontology annotation, molecular function: DNA binding. Lineage: Eukaryota; Viridiplantae; Streptophyta; Magnoliopsida; Ericales; Ericaceae.